GUGAGAAAGAGCUUCCUGCUCAGUGAUUGGUUCUUUCCGCAGCCGCCGUCCCUGGACAAUUCUUUCAACGUGGGAAACAAGGGUAGUGGCAACCGAAAGAUUGCCACAUGAUCUAAAAAUUGAUCCCAAAUCAUUCGAGCUUGAAAAGCAAAUUGUGAAAGUCAAGUAUUUGUUCUCCGGUUUUGCGCAUUUAAUCUAAUUUCUUUCGCUUUUGCAAGAACUUAAAACUGUCUCACUAGUUUUCUUUGAUUACUUCAGCAGAUAUGAUACGCCAACAACGUCUUCCGGGGCGGCCUCUGACAAAAAAAUCGCUGGCAUCAGUAAAGCAAUCUACUGAUGAUGAUGAGGGGUAUGGCACGUGUUCGCCAGCAAAUCCAAAAUUAAUAGAUAAUGUCUUCACCUUCGUGAAAACUCCUCUUUGCCCCACCGUUCACAUUGUUAACAAGGUUUCGGAAGACGAAUGGUCUGCCUUAGAAAAGGAUCUAAACCGAGCACUUAACAUGCAACCGCUGACCGAACGUUGUGCGACGAAACCAAAGGAAUUCAAUGUCAGAGUUACCAAGAGACCUCUGCACAGCUUAGCUAACUAUGGAAGCAAGCAGUUACGAGUUGGUUGCCAAUUUUGCGCCAAGAACGGAGAGCUUCGUAGUGUGGUAGAGUCUCAUACGUUGCGCCAUCCGGUCACGCGUGCCAUCAUUUGUCCGGUACUGCGCAAGUAUGUUUGUGAAAUGUGUGGAGCUACAGGGGACAACGCGCAUACCAAAUUCUAUUGCCCCAAUAAUCGCAGCCAAAAGACGGCGCCUACGGCAGUCCUACUUAAAACCACUCGCCACAACGCAACCGGUAAACGGACUAAUAUGUAACAUGAUGGAGACUUCUUCAAGGAUUCGAUUGAUUGCCCAUUUUGGCAAUUAAGACUACGGGUUGCAUUAUUUUUUUUACUUCGACGUGCUUAUCAUGAAAUUUAGAAAAAUAAGUCAUAAAGACUUAAAUGAGUUCAAUCGUGCUUGUGCUGUUAAUUCGUACGUGUGGAUGUUCUGUUGCUACAAAGGAAUUUUGAUUACACUGCCUUAAAGAUCCA
Daphnia magna is the source of this 1081-nucleotide messenger RNA. RefSeq names its product nanos homolog 1 (gene nanos). Lineage: Eukaryota; Metazoa; Arthropoda; Branchiopoda; Diplostraca; Daphniidae. Gene Ontology annotation, molecular function: mRNA binding; zinc ion binding. Gene Ontology annotation, cellular component: perinuclear region of cytoplasm. The record is from RefSeq and is a predicted model, not a curated record. The transcript is spliced from 4 exons. Gene Ontology annotation, biological process: negative regulation of translation; oogenesis. The coding region runs from base 264 to 863 and encodes 199 amino acids.